Molecule: messenger RNA, 612 nt
Organism: Castor canadensis (American beaver)
Lineage: Eukaryota; Metazoa; Chordata; Mammalia; Rodentia; Castoridae
Source: RefSeq, a predicted model, not a curated record
GAUGCUGGUGAAUGUACAGGAAGUGCAUACGUGAAUAUUCAGCAAAGUAUUGCUGCCUUCACUCAGCAGUGCGAACUUUUUCCAGGGGAGGAUGUUGUACUGCCAUUUCCCAAGGCAUGCGUUGGCUGCCCCAUAGAAAUACCUGUAGACAGCCCACAGUUGAAGGAGGCGCUUACUCAUUCCAUUGGAAAGCUUAAUGCAGAGAAUAAUGAAACUUAUUACUUCAAGAUUGAAACUGUGAAAAGAGCUACAUCACAGGUGGUGGCUGGGGUAAUAUAUACUAUCGAGUUCACGGCCAGGGAAACUGAAUGUUCCAAGCAAAGUAAUACGGAGUUGACUGAAAGUUGUGAGCCUAAAAAACUUGGUAGAAGUCUGAAUUGCAAUGCUAAAGUUUAUGUGGUACCUUGGGAGAACCAAAUUUCCUCUACUGUCAACUGUCAACCACUAACAAUGAUUUCAAUGAUGAAAAGGCCUCCAGGUUUUUCACCUUUCCGAACAGUACAAGUAAAGGAAACAGGAAAAGAAACAACUAAACACCUACGGUCCUGCGAGUACAAGGGCCGACCCCCAAAGGCAGGGGAAGAGCCAGCGUCUGAGAGUGAGGUCUCUUGA